Danio aesculapii is the source of this 4549-nucleotide messenger RNA. RefSeq names its product afadin. NCBI's taxonomy places the organism in Eukaryota, Metazoa, Chordata, Actinopteri, Cypriniformes, Danionidae. The transcript is spliced from 24 exons. Gene Ontology annotation, biological process: signal transduction. The record is from RefSeq and is a predicted model, not a curated record. The coding region runs from base 1 to 3393 and encodes 1130 amino acids. Gene Ontology annotation, molecular function: protein binding.
AUGAAGGAGAUGCAGAGAUCUGAUUUGGGUCUCGAGGAGCACAAGAUUCUUCAGGAAAACAUCCGACGCUGGAAUCAAAACCAUCUGAGUCUGUUCCAGAUCACUGAACCGGAUGAGGUCUCUGUGUUUCAUGGAGUUGUUCGUUUCUACCUCCAAGACCAUGUUUCAGGAAACCGCGCCACCAAAUGCAUUUGUAUCUCAAGCACUACUACCACACAAGAGAUCAUUGAAACCCUGCUGGAGAAGUUUCAGCAUGAUGGAAACCUGCAACUUUUCCCAUAUUCACUCUACGAGGUCCUAGAAAAUCAAGAGGAAAGACGAUUACACCUUUCGGAAAAGCCUUUAAUGCUUCAACUCAGCUGGAAUAAAGACGCCGAUGGCCGAUUUGUCUUGAGGAAUGAGAGUUGUGCAACUUUACAGAAUGGCUGUGUGGAAAAUAAGGAAAAAGUUGGAGUCAUCGAGAACUUCAAAAGGACUUUAUCAAGGAAAGACAAGAUUAAAAACAAACUGAAGAAAAAAGAUGCCUCUGAAAGUAAAGACCACAGCACUAAACAAGACGACUUCGAAGGGAAGUGGAAUCUCCCGCUCAGCAUUACUUUAAAGGAAAAAGAUGAGGACUCUUUCUUGCUCGCUGUGAUAAACGACAUUAACAGCUCCACCAUUCACUUCAAGCUCUCGCCAGCAUAUGUGUUUUACCUGCUCGGACGAUUCUUAACCAGCAAAACCGGCCAGAGAAAUAAAUCCCACCAGCAGACUGAGCAGAAAAUCUGCCUGAUGUUUGACAAGAUCGUGCGGAUGAUUCAGGAUGUCAUUCAGAAACAGAGGAAUAUUGCGGUGUCUCUUGCUUUCUGGAUGGCUAACGCGUCUGAGCUGCUGAACUUCCUCAGACGGGACGGAGAUCUGUGCUUCAUCACAGUGCCGACUCAAAACACCCUCGCUCAGCUUGUGCAGACGGCUUUCAGGUAUCUGUCACAUCGGCUUCAGGUUGAGCUUAAAAAUCACUUACCUGCAUUCUUUGCUGAUGGAAAAAAGGAAAGCGCUCAGGCAAAAGAAAUAGAAGGCGUCUUGAGCACUCUCAUAAGGAGCAUGAGUUUGUUAAGAAGAUGCCGGGUAAAUCCUGCUCUGAGCAUCCAGCUCUUCUCUCAGCUCUUUCACUUCAUUGGCUCCUGGAUCUUGAACCGGAUCACAGCUCCAGGAUCCAUGCUCUGCUCAAGCUACUGGGGGAAAACUCUACGGCGGCGUCUCGGACAUGUGGAGGCCUGGGCGGAAAGACAAGGCCUGGAGCUCGCCGUCGACUGCCAUCUCAGCCGCUUAAUCCAGGCAACGGUGCUUCUGACCAUGAGCUCUUAUUCUACACAAGACGCCCAGAUGAUUCAGUCCACAUGCUAUAAGCUGAACUCUAUACAGCUCAGAGCACUAAUGAGCAAAUACCACUACAGCCCCAAUCAAGCACACUUUACACCCGCGCUGAUUGAGUGUGUAGUUGCUUUGGCAAAGUCCACAGCAGAUGUCUUGAAGGCAGAGGGUGGAGAAAUCAGACUGGAAGAGGAACUGGAUCUUCACCUACCUUUCCUGUUGCCUGAGGAUGGAUAUUCCUGUGAUUUCAUGCGUGGCAUUCCUAAAGGAUUUCAGGAGUUUUUAGAGCCCAUCUGUCGCAAAGGUCUUUGUAAGUUAAUUCCUAACUCUAGCUGUGUUGGCACAUGGACAGUAUUCUUUCGGCCAUCGGAUUGUUCAACUUGGAAAUCUGAACCAGUGAAAAUAACUCUAAAGAAACCUUUGCACUGCGGAAUGGGAGUGAGCAUCGUAGCUGCCAAGGGUGCUGAACAGGAGAAGCUUGGGAUUUUUAUCAAAUCUGUUGUCCCAGGAGGAGCAGCAAAUGUGGAUGGCAAACUGAAUCCAGGAGAUCAGCUGCUCAGUGUGGAUGGCACAAGUCUAGUUGGAGUAUCACAAGAAAGGGCUGCAGAGAUAAUGAUGCAAACCGGAUCAGUUGUGACCCUGGAAGUUGUCAAAUCUGCAGCUGUGUAUUAUGGUUUUGAGGGAGUGUUUGUCCAACCAUCACCACACACAUAUGAAGAUCCUGAUAGCAGUGGAGCAUCCAAAGAGAAGAUCAGCGUCUUUGAUGUCCAUGACCGAGCUGAAACAUGUGUUUCAAGACCAUCAGAGACCACCAGAAUCCAGAACAGCAGAGUAAACCCGAAACAAAACCAGAAGCUGCUUAAGAAGAAGCUGGAGUAUCGCUCAAAUCCCAACCUGACAUAUAAUCAGGAAAUGCCUGUUGAUUCAGCUCCCACUGAAAAGAGGAUGUUAUCUUUCUCCACUGACAACCUGAUGGAUUCUGGGAAACCUUCAAACGCUCCUUUAAACACAGAUAUUUAUCAGAGAGAAUAUCUGACCCUGCCGUCCUCCAAACUGCACAGCAAUAAAGCCCCCAGAACCACGGAACAGCCUCUGCAUAUUGCUGCAUUCUCCAGGGAUCAGCAAAAGAUCAACUUCAUGAAACAGGCGCGUUCUCAUGAUGACCUGUGGAGUGCAGAGAAAGGACGUCCUCUAGUGGACAAACCGAAGUACUUGAAGAAACAGCCAGAAGUGAGCAAAUGGAUCAGUCUUGCAACUAUCAGUCCAAUGAACUCCAAUUUCUCCAGUAUGGGACACCGAAAUGAGCUCUGGAAGAUCCCGACAGCUGCCCAGUCUGUUGCUCUGUCACAGCCGAAGCGACUGGACGUCCCAUAUUCACCACAAGCUAACAAACCUUCAUUCAGCACCUUCCGCCAGCCUGCAGACAGCAGAAUUACAUCUCAAACACAGCAUCUGUAUCAAUGCAUCAGUGCUUCAGCAUCUCAGAGCAAGAGUCAGCAGGUACUCAAGAAAAAAGCAGUCGCCUUCCAGCCAUCCGUGAAGAAUACCACACCGUGUUUAAGUGUUAAUAAUCCUGAGCAGAAAUUAAAGCUGCUGACCUCAGAGCUGCUGGAACAGGAAGUGCAGCAUCUACAGGCUAAAGUGCAGCUCAGUCUGGAGGAAAGCGAGCGUCUGCACAGACUCUCUCUAGAGCUGCAGUUUCAGAGGAGAAUCCAGGACUUCCAGCAGAACACUGAUGAAGAUGAAGAUGAGGAGAUGAGUGCUGAAGCAAAACUCAAGGGCUUUCAGACAGGAAGUAAUGCUGUGCGUAACUGUGAGAAGACAGAACAACCCUCUGUCCAGCAAAAUGAAAGUUUUUCUGAAGAGGACAGGCUGAAAGAUGGAGGAGCUACAGGAAACCACAAAAGGUUCACAUCUGAUGACGUAAAUCACAACAGUUUUCAAACUCGACGGGCCCCAGAAAACCUGACGUUUAAGGAGCGUCAGCGGCUGUUUUCUUUUCCAGUGGUCACUUCAGGAAACGUCAAAGUGUUGUAAGGAAAUUAAAUGAAAUUGCAAAUCAACUAGAUUUGUUUAUCGGGAAGCUACCUGUCCAUCAAUUUCAUUUAGAGGAAUGGUCUCAAACUCAAUUCCUGGAGGGCAGUAGCUCUACUUAGUUUACCUCCAACCACCUCUGACUCACACCUGCUUAAUAGUCUCUAAUAGUCUUGAACACCUUGAUUAUUUGGAUCAGCUGUGUUUGAUUAGGGUCGGAACAAAACUGUGCAGAGCUGCGGCCCUCCGGGAAUCCAGUUUGAGACCAAUGAUUUAGAGACUGUAAAUAAUUCUUGAUUUGUUUUCAUGCAUGUAGUAAAAUUGUAUAGACAUUAAAGGGAGCCUGUUAUGCUUUUUUUUACAAGAUGUAAAAUAAGUCUCUGCUGUCCCUAGAGUGUGUAUGUGAAGUUUCAGCUCAAAAUACCCCACAGAUAAUGUUUUAUAACUCUUUGAAAGCCCUUUAGUUCUCAAACUGGAUUCCUGGAGGGUCGCGGCUGUGCACAGUUUUGCUCCAACCCUAAUCAAACACAGCUGAUCCAACUAAUCGAGGUGUUCAAGACUACUAAGCGGAUGUGAGUUGGAGGUGGUUAGAGCUAAACUAUGCAGAGCUGCGGCCCUCCAUGAAUCGAGUUUGAGACCAGUGGCUUUUCUGCUUUGGUCCUAAUUGUGCCGCUUCGACUGUCGCUUUAAAUUCAAAUGAGAUUGUGCUCUUUUUUCAGAAGAGGGCGGAGCUACAAAUGCCUAUGUGUCAGCAUAGUGGCAGAUGCAAAAGCAAGUCUAAAGUCCUAUGCUAAUGAGGGAUAGAUUGUCAUAAUGGGCGGGGCUUUCCCUCGCUGAUGACACGUACGAAGGGAGAAUGUCAAAGUGUUUCUGUUUUUAUCAAGUGUGAUUAUAAAAAAUAGAUUUAAUACAUUUUUACUAUUAGAAGCUGGCUAUAUUCACACACUGCCGCCAUGCAACUGUGUUUAAACUCCUUAUAAAAGUGAUUUUGCUAAUGAUUAUGCUAAUAGGUGCCCUUUAAAUGUUUCAUCCAAAUACGGUGUCAUAGGAAUAUCCAAUAGAAAUGUGUUAAUAAUAGAAAUAGCAGUGAUUUUAAUCCACGUAAAGCCUUCAGAUUUGUAAAAACAAAUGCGUGCAUUGGAAAUAAAUAAGUCUUUAU